AAAGGAUGCAGGAAAUUCUGUUGUUUACACAUGUGUUUGUAACACUGAGAAGCAAGAGCAGCCCAGCGAGCCCAGAGGGAGUGAAAUUAGAUUAAGAAUCAAAAGAUGAAUCUCAGCUGUGCUCAGAAACUAACUGAAGAGUCACAGGUUUUUAGGGCCCAACCAAGACAACAUUAUGAAUUAGCUGGAGGUAGCCAACCAGCUACCAAUUUGUGUAAUUCAAAACUCUCAUCUCAAAGUUUCUACCCAUAUUCAUCUAAUUAUCCAUAUGUGUAUAUAAAUAACAGCAGCAACUGGGAAAUUUAUGAAGCAAUAAGAACUAAGGAACUGGAAGAAGUCAAAGCUAGAGCUGCCCAAAUGGAGAAGACCAUGCGCUGGUGGUCAGAUUGCACUGCUAACUGGAGGGAGAAAUGGAGCAAAGUUAGAGCAGAAAGAAAUAAAGCUCUAGAGGAAGCAAGACAACUGAGAAUCAAAUUAGAGAUUGUUGUGAAAGAGCUGAGUAUGCUGAAAAAGAUAAACAAAGAUUUAGUGAGUGAGAAGGAGAAUUUUAAAAACAUCAUUUCUUGGGAAAAAGAAUCCAGUUGUUCAGAAAAGCUGUAUAUAAAAGAAGACCUAAACCAGUUAAUAUCUCUGGAACAAGAACCUGUGGAAGAUAUGAGCAAAACCAAUGAAAUUCCAGUGACACAAGACACAAAGAAGGAUGCAGAGGUAGUCAAAGAAGCUUUAAGAAGCAAUCAAAAUAAAAAAAUUACUCCAAAGCCUCCUGAUUCUUUUCCCAAAGGAGUUUCCACGAUUUAUUUGGAAGAACCUAAAAAAAGGCUGGACGAUAUAGCUAAGACAUCGGAAAAUGAUUUCAUACAUGUUUCUGUCUUGCAUUUGCAUUUGGCUGAGCUGCAAAAAAUCUUACAGAACGAAAGAGAAAUGAAUGUGUUUCUGGAAAAAGAGGUAGAAAAGAUGGAAAAUGAUUUAUCUCUUUGGAAAUGGAAAUAUGAAAAACUAAGACAAUCCAAGCUGAAAAGUCUGCAACAGGAGCUCCAAAAUCUGCAGCAUUCCUACAGCAAACUAAAAAAGGAGUGUCAAGAAAAAGUAAUGGAACUGGUGUAUGCAAACAAAAAAGUAGAAGAGCAUGAAACUGAAGUUAAAAUAUUGAGAAUUCGUGUUGAAGACUUAGAAAGGGAGCUGAACCAGUCAGAAGAUGAGAAUAAAGAGAUAGAAGAAAGUGAACUCAGGAUUUGGGACCAGACAAAGUUCCUUGUAUGUUGCUGGAGACUCCACCAAGACAGUGAAUGAAGAUGAUGGAGAUUAUCAGAGCCCUACUGUGACAAGGCUAACAGUAAUGAAGAGGAUCAAAAGACUUAAAGUCUUUAUGAAGACUUAUAGGAAAAUUACCUUGAAGGAGUACAUGCCAGACCUAUAUACAUAUAAAUACUAUAUGCAUUAUUUUUAUUUGAAAUUUGUAGUAAGAAUCAAAGAAAAUAUAAUAGAGUCAGUGUAUACCAACUUCAGAAUUUUAGUCAACAGAUGUCUUUUCUUCCUCCCCAGUUGUCUUAAUUACUGGCUUCUAAAGCAAAAGGUGCACUCUAAUGUGGCCCAUAUUUUAUCUUUGGGAAAAAAAUAAUUUAAAAUCUACAAGGUAUAGGAGAGAGAGUUCAAAUUCUGUUCUGGGAAGAAAGUGAGACUGAGGUGGAAAUUAAUGCACUGUUCCUUGCUUUAGUGCUGGGGGGGGGUAAGAGAGGUUGUUUUGUUUUGUUUUUUUGUUUGAUUGUUUGUUUGUUUAAAAAAAAAAAGAGCAAAUAACUCCAGUUCUCUGUUUCUCAGCUCUACCAGGGUAACAUAGGGAUUAUGCCUGUCUUUCAUAAAAAAAUUGUAAAAUUUGAAGAGAUCCUUAUAUUAGAAACAUAUAAAUAUUAUUACUUAUACAUUUAGAUUAAGAAAUUCC
Molecule: messenger RNA, 1939 nt
Organism: Struthio camelus australis
Lineage: Eukaryota; Metazoa; Chordata; Aves; Struthioniformes; Struthionidae
Gene: CCDC102B
Product: coiled-coil domain containing 102B
Source: RefSeq, a predicted model, not a curated record